ACAACUAUUUUCCCCAAAUAUCCAUGCAUGUUGUCCAUCAGCUGGGGAUGGACAGUUUAGGGAAUUACCUGCAGUGACCCCUCCCCUUAACCCCCCACCUGAUGGAGGUAAACAACACCUGCAUGCAGAGGGACACUUGUGAACCGGACAGGGCCGCUCAUCCGGGGGUUUUCCCAACACGCGAAUCCGGGAAGAGCGACCCCAAGCCCGGGCAACUCAGCAUGGACUUCCCGGUGUCUGUGGUUCUUCCUGCAGGAGGCACAGGAGAGAGAACAGGGCUGCAGACCCCCAAACAGUUCUGCUCCAUUCAGGGUCGGCCACUCAUCAGCUACACCAUCCAGGCUUUUGAGAGGGUGCCAUGGAUCCAGAGCGUCGUGGUCGUCGUGGCCAAAGAAAACAUGGACCUGAUGACGGACAUCGUCCAGCGCUUCCAGCACAGGAAGGUUCGAGCGGUGCCAGGCGGCCCGACUCGUCACAGGUCGAUCUAUAACGGAGUCCUGGCUCUGGGGCAGGAGGAGGAGGAGGGGGGGGAGAGGUCGAAGGUGGUCAUCAUCCAUGACGCCGUGCGGCCUUUUGUGGACGAGGACUUUCUGUACCAGAUCGCCACGGCUGCUAAGGAACACGGGGCAUCAGGAGCUAUCCGACCUCUCGUUUCCACGGUGAUAGCCACCACAUCAGAGGGCUACCUGGAUCAUUCUCUGGAGAGAGCCAAGUACCGAGCCAGUGAGAUGCCUCAGGGAUUCACAUAUGACGUCAUCUAUCAGGCCUAUCAGCGGUGCAGUGAGUCAGACUUCGAGUUUGGCACCGAGUGUCUCCAUCUGGCUCUGCAGUACUGUGGCACCAAUGCCAAGCUCAUCCAGGGGCCGCCAACACUGUGGAAGGUUACCUACAAACGGGAUUUGGCUGCUGCAGAGUCCAUUAUCAAAGACUCUCUAUCGCGGUCGGCCUGUGUUAUCACAGGUGGAUCUGCACGCGCUGCCACGCUGGCUGAAGCCCUCCAGAAGGCUGUGGGAGCUCUCGGAACGGAGCUGGAUGUCAUCCCAGAUCUGAUGGGAGGAAACGGCAGGUAUCUGUUAAAGGAGUGGAACUUCAUCCAGGUUUCUGUCAAUAGUUCUUGCCUGUCUGAAGUGGAAGCAAUGCUGACAGAUUUGGAGGCAGCGAAUCGGGCUCUUCUCCAUCCGCCGGUCAUCAUUUUGGUGCUUUUGAGCGAUUCAGAUGAGCUGUCCGUCAGCGGGAGAGUGGCAGAGCCAGCGGCUAUCAUGGACCUGGCCUCCACAGCUAAACUCCGAAAUAUUCUCCUCUACGGCAUCCAGCUUCAUCAGUCAAAGGACACCCAACGUUGGGAGAGGUCAGUAUCGAGGGUCGCUGAGAUCACGUCAGCCCUGAUCCGGGAGAGGAGCCCCGCCCUGGUGGGGCAGCUUCUGCAGGCGUGAAGGGAAGCAGCAUCAACAGAAAAUCCCCUUAAAUCCCCAUAAACUCUGCAGCAAUGAGAGUUGUGUUUUUAUUCUGUUCAUCUCUUUAUCAAUAACGGUUAAAAGGGGGGACUCCAACGAUUAAGAACUGCCCUCCCAUAAAGUGUGGGGACUUUCAAGCUCCAGAUCUCCACAACAUCUGCAGGAUUUCUGCUAAAAAUGUGGUUGUUGCAGUGAAAAAGGAAAGCAAGUCUUCACUAUAAUCAACCAUCAUAUGGAGGAGAUGGUCGGUUCUAAAUAUGUUUGGUUGGUAAUGUUUCUCUAUAUGUUCUGUCAUGCCACUGAUGGAGAGGUGUUUGAGAUAUUAAAACUGAAAAAUAUUCAAGACAUUUUUGCUACAUGAGACUUAAAGGUACAAUAUAUGGCAGCAUUUUCUUAAAAAAACAAUGUAUAGCCCUCUCAAUCAUCACUUAUGACUGACUAGAAGUGUCUACGACCCUACCCUCUGCACGUAUUUUCUUUUUUCUUCAUAUUUUGCUGUGUUUGUGACGUUUCUGUGCGUCAACAAGGAGCCUUUGGGCCCCACGUGGGUGUAAACCCUCAGCCAUAACAGCUCGCAUGAUGUGCAGCCGUUUCAGGUCGGCAGAUACCACAGCUUUGUCAACAAACAAAUAUUGUUUUCUUUAUUUCUCUCCCUCUUUCUCGGCUCGUUUGAUCGGCGGUCAAAUUUGAAUGUUGUAUGCUUACAAACAAACCAACAACAAAUCUGCUUAUAAAUACCUUUAGACAUGGGGCGUGAUGAAAAAAGACACAAAAAUGCCACAUACUUGUCUGCGAAUAUUCCUCAUCAAAACUAUUCAUACUGGCAGCGAUGAGAGUAUUAAUAAAGACACAAACAGUCAUGUGAAAACUCAACAUAAUGGCUUUGAAAUGGCUAUAAACAAAAUUCAUAAACUACUGUAUUUUGUCAUAACCACUGCUUUUACCACUGGAUAAAGCUGUUAAUGACUAAAACACUAUAUAUGUAAUAAGAAGCUGCUUUUAUUUUUG
Messenger RNA from Anoplopoma fimbria (sablefish), 2462 nucleotides. RefSeq names its product CDP-L-ribitol pyrophosphorylase A (gene crppa). Gene Ontology annotation, molecular function: D-ribitol-5-phosphate cytidylyltransferase activity. Gene Ontology annotation, cellular component: cytosol. The record is from RefSeq and is a predicted model, not a curated record. Lineage: Eukaryota; Metazoa; Chordata; Actinopteri; Perciformes; Anoplopomatidae. The coding region runs from base 102 to 1433 and encodes 443 amino acids. Gene Ontology annotation, biological process: isoprenoid biosynthetic process; protein O-linked glycosylation via mannose. The transcript has 10 exons.